CAGCCCACAAUGGCUACACCCACUACUAACUCUGUAACGGAUACAGUGAGCAACGGAGUUUUACACACGAAGUUAGACCGCAUCUUUAGCUCUCCCGCUGAGCCGGUAGAGCAUGUAUCUUAUUCUAUGGAAAUAGCUGCCAAAGAUGACAUCGAUAUCGGACAGCUGGAGCGGUUAACACCGCAACCCGUCUUCUGUGCCCUACCCUGGAUUUUGGACGAUAAUCUACGUUACGCCGAUGACUUCCUUCGGGCACCGACUCUGCAGUUGACGGGCCAGCUUCGCAAGGCACAGUACACCGUGGUGAAUCAUGUUUCCUGCUAUAACAUAACGGAGCAGCAGGUGGAUGGGCUUCUUUCAACUGGCAUCCAGAACCUUUUCGUCAUCCGUGGAGAUACCGUGGACGCGGGCCAGAAAUUUCAGCACUCCGCGAGUUUGGUGCAGUAUCUGAGGAGUCAACAGCAACAAUCGGACCGUCCCAAACUAACGAUCGGUGUCGGAGGCUAUCCGUACGGUCACCAUCAGUCACCUUCAAAGACGGAAGAGUUACGUUAUUUAAAGGAAAAGAUUGACCACGGUGUUGACUUUCUGCUCACCCAAACAUUGUACGAUGCGGAGUCCUUCCUUCGCUACCGCCAACAGUGUAGGACGGCAGGGAUCAACAUUCCCGUAAUACCGGGCAUAUAUGUUCCACACUCCUACCGGCAUCUGCGGGCCAUGCUGAAACUGACUCGCAUCACACUUGCGCCGACCAUAGAUGCCGCUUUCGCGGCGCACGCCAACGAUGAUCCGGAACAGUUUGAAACAUUCGCAGUGGAACAUUUUGUUGGAGUGUUGCGGGAGCUGCUAGAAUCGAAUGCAACGUCGAGUGAUCCGAUAAAGUUGGUGCAUUUUUUCUCGUUCAACAAGUUUGCUCUGUUGCAAAAGGUGCUCCACAAGAUGAAUGACUUUUUCCAUUAG
This is a messenger RNA of Anopheles marshallii, 960 nucleotides long. Its product is annotated as methylenetetrahydrofolate reductase (NADPH). Gene Ontology annotation, molecular function: methylenetetrahydrofolate reductase [NAD(P)H] activity; FAD binding. The coding region runs from base 10 to 960 and encodes 316 amino acids. NCBI's taxonomy places the organism in Eukaryota, Metazoa, Arthropoda, Insecta, Diptera, Culicidae. The record is from RefSeq and is a predicted model, not a curated record. Gene Ontology annotation, biological process: tetrahydrofolate interconversion. Gene Ontology annotation, cellular component: cytosol. The transcript has a single exon.